Molecule: messenger RNA, 264 nt
Organism: Nomascus leucogenys (northern white-cheeked gibbon)
Lineage: Eukaryota; Metazoa; Chordata; Mammalia; Primates; Hylobatidae
Gene: PRLH
Product: prolactin releasing hormone
Biological process (GO): response to peptide hormone; G protein-coupled receptor signaling pathway; feeding behavior
Molecular function (GO): prolactin-releasing peptide receptor binding; neuropeptide hormone activity
Source: RefSeq, a predicted model, not a curated record
AUGAAGGUGCUGAGGGCCUGGCUCCUGUGCCUGCUGAUGCUGGGCCUCGCCCUGCGGGGAGCUGCAAGUCAUACCCAUCGGCACUCCAUGGAGAUCCACACCCCUGACAUCAAUCCUGCCUGGUACGCCAGUCGCGGGAUCAGGCCUGUGGGCCGCUUCGGUCGGAGGAGGGCAGCCCUGGGGGACGUCCCCAAGCCUGGCCUGCGACCCCGGCUGACCUGCUUCCCCCUGGAAGGCGGUGCUUUGUCCUCCCAGGAUGGGUGA